Molecule: messenger RNA, 441 nt
Organism: Lingula anatina
Lineage: Eukaryota; Metazoa; Brachiopoda; Lingulata; Lingulida; Lingulidae
Product: fatty acid-binding protein, intestinal
Molecular function (GO): lipid binding
Source: RefSeq, a predicted model, not a curated record
GUAGAAAACGUCAACAAUAAUCCACUAACAUGGCGCCAGUCGAUUUCACUGGGACUUGGAAGGCGGAUAGAAGUGAAAACUUUGAGGCGUUCUUGAACAAAGUUGGUGUUUCAUACUUUAUGAAAAAAAUAGCAGUCAAUACUCACCCUACUUUGGUUAUGGACCAGAAGGAAGACAACUUCAAGGCUAAAUUCAGCAUGGGAAUUAUUUCAAAGGAAAGUGCCUUUACCAUAGGGAUAGAAAUGGAUUUUGACGAAUUCAAGAAGAAAAUGAAGACCACUCCUGCUUGGGAGGGGUCCAAGCUGGUAUUCCAUUGCGUUCCGGUAGACGGCGACGGCGACUCCGUUAUCAUGACCAGGGAGAUCGUAGACGGGGAGCUGGUGCAGGAAAUGACUUGUGGCGAAGUGACUGCGAAAAGGAUUUUCAAGCGUGUUGCAUGAU